This is a messenger RNA of Trichoderma breve, 2127 nucleotides long. RefSeq names its product glycosyl hydrolase family 20, catalytic domain-containing protein. The record is from RefSeq and is a predicted model, not a curated record. The transcript is spliced from 3 exons. Gene Ontology annotation, molecular function: beta-N-acetylhexosaminidase activity. Gene Ontology annotation, biological process: carbohydrate metabolic process. Bases 1 to 2127 code for a protein of 708 amino acids. Lineage: Eukaryota; Fungi; Ascomycota; Sordariomycetes; Hypocreales; Hypocreaceae.
AUGAGGUUUCUCGUAGUGGUCGUGGGAUUGGCCUCCCUAGCUCGCGCGCAGCUUUUGGGAAUACCAACUGUGCCAUUCAACAUCACCUCGGAUCGGACGUAUGAUUUGAGAAACGUCCAUACCAUUGUUGUCGACCUUGCACACUCGACUGCCCGCGAUCAAGAUGGCCUUACUUUGAUUCCUCCCACCCUUUGGGAGUUUGCAGAGACGUUUCGAGAUGAUCUUGCAGGCAUUGGCAUCAACACCAUCUUGCUACCUGGGCCCAAACCCAUCAGCAAUGCAAUCUACCUCACUCUCGAUAGCGACAAGUCGCAAUUCGUCAAUGCCGCUGGAAACAAGACUUCAGAGGGCUACCGUCUCUCUGUUACUUCUUCAGGAGUCACGGUCAGCGGUGCCAGUCCUCUUGGAGCGUGGUGGGGAACACGAACAGUCCUGCAGCAGGCUUUGAUCAACAACAAGAAGAUGAAGCUUGGAACAGGUGUCGAUUCUCCUGGAUGGUCGGAGAGAGGCAUGAUGCUUGAUGUUGGUCGUCAUUAUUAUCCGUCAGACUUCCUCGCGGAGAUGUGCUCCUACCUCUCGUUCUUCAAGCAAAACGUUUUCCAUCUUCAUCUCAGCGACCACGUCUGGGAUCCCGCCAAGCUCGGCUCCCAUGAGCUCGCUCUCCAGCUAUACGCUGCUUUCCGAGUUGAUUCCACUGAUCCAGCGGUCGCGGGACUUGCGCGCCCAGUCAACGAAACUUAUAGUCCAUCCGUUUUCGACAAUCUACAGCAGAAAUGUGCACGCCGCGGUGUGACCAUCUUGCCUGAGCUCGAGUCUCCCGGGCAUUCGAUGGCAACGACCGACUGGAGGCCCGAGAUUGCGCUUUCUGACUUUAGUAUGCUCAACUUGAGCCACCCCGAAACGCUUCCCACUGUCAAGUCGUACUGGAAGGCGGUUAUCAACAACUUCCAUUCCAAAGUUGUGCACAUUGGGGCAGACGAGUACGACAGCAACUUUAUCAACGAGUAUAGCACUUUUGUCAACGAUAUGAGUGCCUACAUCCAAUCCAUUUCUGGGAAGAGCACUCGCAUCUGGGGCACUUUCCCGCCCUCUUCUGCCGCCGGCUCUAUCAAUGUCAACAAGGACGUAACGAUUCAACACUGGCAGAUUGGUCAAGACAACGGUCUAUUCGACUUUAUCGACAAGGGAUACAAUAUCGUCAACAGUGACGACUACUUCUACCUCGAUCUCAAGUACUCUGACGGCGACGUCUACCCCAAAGAGCUCGAUAUUGAGCGUGUCUUCUACGGGUCUCCCGACGGCAGUGCAUUUGCACCCAACAUCCUCGACAAUGCCAACGCAACGAACAAUCCCCCUCGAGACAGCCCCAACGUGCUUGGACACUUGGCUGUCGUAUGGAACGACUGGGGCCCAAAUGCCAGCACCUACCACGAGGCUUACUACAUGGUCCGCAACGGUCUGCCGGCUCUAGCUGACAAGCAAUGGGGCGGUUCGCUGCAGGAGAAAGAUUAUGCUAGUCUAUUUGCUACGCUGCAGCCAGCUGUGCCGGACCAGAACCUCGACCAGCGGAUUGCCUCCAAAGGCUCAACCAUUGUAUCUUACAACUUUGGCCAGGGUAUCCUCUCAUCAGCGCUCGCUGUUCUGGAUGGCUCUGGAAACAACUACCACGGUCAUCUCGAAAACGGCGCCUACGUUAGCGGUGGUGCUCUACAACUCAACGGACGCGGAGCCUAUCUCAAGACGCCCCUUACGAGCAAAGGACGCAACUACACUCUUUCUUUCUCCGUGUUACCCAAAUCUCAUGGCGGCGCGCUCUUCUCUGGCCCGGAUAGCAGUUUUCUGAACGGCAAUGGCACGUCAACCAAUCUCAUGCUCGUAUCUCACAACAUUGCUUAUCCUGUCAACCUGACAUUGCCGUUGAACAAAUGGAGCGACGUGACCGUUCAGGCUAUCGGCCCGCAGACGUUCAUUUCUGUCGGUACACAGCGUCAGGAAGUGACUAUCCUGAUGGGUAUUUGGGGAGGAUAUAUGCAGGAGGGACCAAUGGCAAUUGAGGCGCCGAUUCAAACAAUCGGGCAAGGAAUUAAUGGACAAAUGAAGAACAUAAAGCUUUCCAGCGAUGUAUAA